CUUCUAGGUGACAUGAGAUCGUCCUUGAGCCUCGUGUCGAAAGUCCUCUUUCCCUCUUGCGCAGCUUGCUCUUCUCGUUUUCCCUUGUCGUGCGGGACAGAAGCCCUACUGCCAAUCGCCGCCGCUGCCAAUGGCCGCGAUCAGCCUUAGGAGACUGGUUUCACCACCCUCGCUCAGAGCCCUUGGAUUCCUUUCCAACCGAGCUCUCGGAUCGGCGGCUUUGGCGGUUCAGUACGACUAUGAUGAUGACGAAGAUGAGUACGAGGCGUGCAGGCCUAGAACCAUGGCCGAAUCGGCGGGUUGGGCGCCGGAACGUGGAGUUCAGUGGGUAAUGAUUGGGGAGUCGGGCGCCAAACGCCACGUGUUUGCCGAGAGGCUCUCCAAGCUUCUUGAAGUUCCCCAUAUAUCUAUGGGCAGUCUUCUUCGGCAGGAGCUGACCCCACGCUCUGCUCUCUACCAGCAGAUAGCGAAUGCCCUGAACGAAGGAAAGCUUGUUCCCGAGGAAAUAAUUUUCGGGUUACUGUCGAGAAGGCUCGAAGAAGGAUAUUCAACAGGUGAAACUGGCUUCAUCCUGGAUGGAAUUCCUCGUACAAGGAUUCAGGCUGAGAUUCUUGAUCAAAUUGUUCAUGUUGAUUUGGUUGUGAAUUUCAAAUGCUCGGAAGAAACUCGGCGAAGAAAACUCAGGAAAAAUUUCGGCAACCUUGGAGAACAGAGCAAGAUGUUGGAAGAUUACUACUGUAAGCAGAAGAAACUUAUUAAUUUUGAAGUAGCCGGUGGACCUGGAGAAAACUGGCAGGGGCUUCUGGCUGCAUUGCAUCUUAAGCACAUUAAUGCUACUAGUUCUACACAGAAGUUGACUGCUAAAUAGGUCAUCAAUCUUCCCACCCAGCAUUCAUAUUCCUUUGCGGCGUUCUAGUACUUGUGAAUAUGAGAGCCAGAGUUAUUCGGAAAAUUUUUAAAUAAUUUCCGGAAGUUUUGUUUUGUUUGUUCGUUUUUCUUUUCAAUUUUUGACAACCUGGAGAGUUUACCUUCGAUGUGUUGCCUCAAGUAAAGAAAGGCAGAAUACGGCCCUGUAUGACCACUAUUAUUUUACAAGUGAGCAUGUUAUCUUCUUUUC
This is a messenger RNA of Prosopis cineraria, 1117 nucleotides long. RefSeq names its product probable adenylate kinase 7, mitochondrial. The transcript has 5 exons. Gene Ontology annotation, molecular function: AMP kinase activity; ATP binding. The record is from RefSeq and is a predicted model, not a curated record. NCBI's taxonomy places the organism in Eukaryota, Viridiplantae, Streptophyta, Magnoliopsida, Fabales, Fabaceae. The coding region runs from base 131 to 868 and encodes 245 amino acids. Gene Ontology annotation, cellular component: cytoplasm; mitochondrion. Gene Ontology annotation, biological process: nucleobase-containing compound metabolic process.